UUUGUCACACCCACCACCUCGGUACUUGAGUAACACACAGGGGAAACUGAGGCACACACCGUGUUCAGACGAAACAUUAAGAACAUUCCCACUUCUUCUCCCCCCAGGAAUGAGGAGGAGUCAUUGACAGUAACAGGGAACAAAUGUAUGCAGGAGUGAAGGAAACACUUCUCCACUCAGUGACGAACUCACUUCUACCGGGUCCCCUGUGGCCAGUAGCUGAACGGGAUCCAGGCAUUUCUCUAAAGCAGCUGGUUCUGGCCCUGCCAGAGACGGGAGCCAGGUGGGCUGGGACACGGGCUGAACCCAGCUGGCAGUUCCAGUCAGAAAACCAGUGUCCCAGCACCCACAACGUGACCCCCGCAUGGCACCUUCGUGGCUUUAGCACCCAGUUCCCUUCCCAAGAAAGCCCCCGCAGCACCACAGCUUUGUGUGCACAGAGAUACCAUGCAGUCUUCCCCGACUAACCCCAGUCUGUUCCCUGCUGCUGCUGACCCAGGUGGCAGAGAGCCCAGGAGCUCCCAGCCAGCAGACCAUGGCUGGGCCUGGGAUGUCCGCCAGCGCCUUGCUGCCCAGCUCCGAGAGACGGGGAGGCCUGAUCCCCAGCACCUGGACGCGCUCGUGGCAGAGCUGGUCGCUGUGUUUGCGAAGGUGCUGCAGAGGAGCAGCCGAAGUGCCUGGCUGCACCUGCUGGAUGUCCUGCAGCUCCUCAGCCCCUUCCGGGAGCAGCUGCGUUGCCGGGAGGAACUGCUGCCCUACCUGGAGAGCCUCUGUUACCAGUACCGCCGCAGUCAGGCCCUCGUGUCUGACCUAGAUGUCCUGGGAGCCGUGGGCCAGGCCUUCCCCAGGGACCACUCAGAGCUGUGUGCCCAUCCACUUGCUGCACACGGCAGGGAUCCAGUGCUCCCAGCCAAUCUGCUCCCUGUUGGCUCCGAGCCAGCCUUCGCAGGGCAGCCCUGCCCCUUUGUCCUAGAGCAGGAGGUCGAAGAACCAGCAGCCGUGUGCCAGCCAGGCCCAGUGUCUUUGCAGGAGCUGCAGAGAUGUGUGGGUCUGGUGGGCAUGGAGCUGGCUCAGGACGAGACCCAGUGGAAAAGCGGCCUGGGCCUCAUGUCCCUCGCCCUUGGUACAGAGGUGCCUGUGAAGUAUUGCUGUGCCGAGCUGAGGCUCCUUCCAGACCCAGGCCGAGAGGCUGCUGCACCCGCCCCACAGGUGGUGGAAGGAGAGCAGGGCUUCUCCUGGCAGUCCCUGACAGGGCUCCAGGCUGCUGAGAUUUUUGUGAGGAACAGGCACCUGAGGAAAAUCAACUUUGUCUACCUCAACAUUGCCCCCAACAGGCACUUCAGGCCCUACGACCUGGUUGUGGUUCCUAAGCGCCAGGCCAACCCCCAGCACUAUGUCUUCUCCCCUUUUGGGGUACUCCAUGUGCACCCUGAAGAAGGUGCUGAGGCCCUGACACUUGGAGAGUGGCACCGAGAGGCCACGCUGUGGCAGCUACUCCAGUGCAUCCCCUUCUUCAAGCACUGCCUCGUCCGCAAAGCCUUUGCCCGCUGGUGGCAGAAUGUGAAGCACCUGCAGCUGCUGAGACGCCAGGAAGCUCUGGGCAGGCACCUGCUCCUGGCUGUGCCCCACUUUGGAGCAGCACUGCUCCACGUCUCCAGACUCCUGCAGGAGCUAAGAUCUGUACACUGGCUGCCCCAGGAUGACUCCAAAUGCUACCCCUUCCCGGAGCUACAGCGGGCCCUGGCCCAAGAGAACGGCCGUGCCCGAGGCCUGCUCAGGAGGUUCCUCACCCUCUCCUCAGCCAUUCUCGAGCUGGUGCGGGAUGACACAUACAAGACAGUGCACGGGCUGCAGACCCAAGUGCAGAGCUACAAGCUCUACAUCACCAAGGAGUCCCUGUAUAAGCAGAGAGUCCACUACAGGGACCUGGAGAGGAGGCUGAAGGAAGCCGAGUUCUGGAUGCAGAGGCUGGGCAGCCUGGCCCAGCUGGUGAACCUCCUGACCUGCCAGAACCUGGUCUCCAUCGUGCAGGAGGAGGUCACAGCGUUCGUCAGCAACGUCAUGAAGGCCAAUGGUACCAUGAGGAAGGCUGUCCUCCGAGUGCACCUGGUGUUUGACGCUGACAGCCAACUGGUCCCCUUUCCCUCCAGUCAGGUGUUGGAAACCAGCCUGCUGGGGGCCCUGGAGGCCGUGGUGGAAUCUGUACUGCAGGUGACCCGCACCAGGAAAGAGAAGCCAGUGACCCAACCUGAGCAGAGUCCUGGAGAGACAGAGACUUCCAGAAGUCAGGACUUGGCGAUGGUGCUGUGCAAUCCCCAGCCAAGUGCCCUUCGAGAGGCAGACAAAGGAGGCCCUGAGGCCCUGGCCCCCCAGUCCCCUGAGGAGCUGCUCCAGAGUCUGCCUGCUGAGGUGCUCUGUGGCCAGCAGCCACAGCUGGUGCACCAUCUGGAUCUGAAGGGCAUCGGGGGCCUGGAGGUGAGUGGGCACCGGCUGAGGAGCCAGUACCCAGUGCCGUCGAGGGAGCAACUGGAGCAGGACCUGCGCUCGGACAGCAGUAUCCAGGGGGCCCUGGCCAGCCAGCGGGCUUUGCUGGCGGAGGCACUGAGUGAGACCCAGGAGAUCUGCAAGCAGCACACGUGGGUGGCAGAGAUCCACAGCUUUGCUCACAGCUGGAGCCCCAAGCAGCUGGAGCUGAUGAAGGGCUGGCCCGCGGGCAAAUAUGUGCAGCGAGUCGUACAGCUGCGAGCCUGGGCAGAACGUGUCAGAGAGGUGCCCUCCAUGGUCAUCACCUGCAACCGGCUCCUCUUGGUGGAUUGCAGCAGCGUGCAGCAGGAGAUUG
Molecule: messenger RNA, 2839 nt
Organism: Chrysemys picta bellii (western painted turtle)
Lineage: Eukaryota; Metazoa; Chordata; Testudines; Emydidae
Source: RefSeq, a predicted model, not a curated record